AUGAAGCCUCUUGGCUACUUCGUUCCGCAAGCUAUCGCAGCAUUAAUGUUUUCUUGGGUGACCGUCUUUAAUGAAUCACCUAUAAGUGCACUACCCACCAACGGUGACUCGGGCGGUGAAGAUCACCCUUUAGAAGGUAUUGCAUUUUACGCCGAGGAUGAGGAGUUUUAUCGUAAGGUCAAAAUCCUCGUAACACUUACUAGGCCAGAUGGAGUGCUCUUUGGCUUUUUUGAGACAUUGCCAUCUUUAUUGUCUGCCUCUGAAGCCACACCGGAGGUUAAAGAAGCAGCCAUACAUGAAUGCCGUCAACUGUUGAAUGCUGUUCAAGACGUGACUGGUAGAUAUAUAUAUUUCGCCGACUUAAAAAAUAUUCUUGAUAAGUACCGUGUCGUAUCUAGAGGACUUAAAAGGAAAAAUUUAACACCUGAACUAUCGGCUAAACUUAGAAGCGCCUUGGAGAAUCUAACAGAGCAAUUCAAAGGCAAUGAAAGGACGGCAUCCGGUAUUUUCCAAUUUUACAACGCCUCUAAGUACCGAGAAACAAUCAGACAGGCACAGUUAUUCAUUCAAAAAUAUACAGGCUAUACGCAAACGGCGCCAGAGCAUAAUAUUCCAGGGUCAUCGGUAAGAAGCAGACUAAACCAAGCAGUGAACACAGCAGACUUCGUGAAAAAUACAGGAAUGAUCCCCAGUGAUGUGCCUCAAAGUUACUUAAGUUCUGAUGAAGGUAAUGAGACGAUGCGAGUAUUACUCAACGAUCGGGAAAUACUACAAACUUUGCAUGAGAUUCAAGCAAUGGCUAACAAAAUAGAGGAAAUUUUACACGAGCCCUUAAUGAAUGACAUCAAUUUUUACGCAGCAGGUAGCCCUCCGAUUUUAAAUACUGAGUUGAUUCUCAAAUUUCAGGAGCAUUACGACAAGUUAUAUGACACCCUAAGAGACAUCAGAUAUGCAUGGCCGAUUCACAAGCGUUAUAACGACAUCAAUGAUAUGCUGAAAGUGAUUGAUCCUCAAUCCCCUCAAGCAUCCGAAUUAAUACGCGAGCAACGACAACUGGAGAUAUCAUUCGAGGAGUACGGACCUGUUGUAGUUACCAUGUCUGCGAAAUAUGUCAAGUUGAAUACAGCAGAUAUACUAACUAUGCUGGAAAAAAUUGAAAAGGAGAGGAAACCAGCUCAAUUGGAAUCGACCGUUCCUACUGCCUCACCACAGGAUACACCACCCUCAUCAGCGGCAUACGUUCCAAAGGAAUCUACAUCCUUACCACAAUCAAAGGAGAGUAGUAACACCACAGCUCCAACAAUUCUUAGUCUUGGUGAGGGCGCAGGUUUACCACUGACAAAGGAGCGAGGUGAAACCAUAACCACAUCGAAGAUUUCAAAAACAAUUUGCGACGAACCCUCACAAAUGCAGAACGCGCAAAAGCCAUCGAUAACUGAAAGUGGAGCUUCGGGUGAAUCGAGCUCUGAGCAACCAGCAGAAAAGAUCGCUCUCCGCGUAAAUGUUAUCAAUUUGUAUAAACGGUCGUCAGGAUUUUUGACAACUGCUAUCACGGUGAUUCGGACAAUGGUAGCAGUUGGUGUAAUCGCGGUGAUAUGA
This is a messenger RNA of Babesia bigemina, 1599 nucleotides long. RefSeq lists its product as hypothetical. Bases 1 to 1599 code for a protein of 532 amino acids. Lineage: Eukaryota; Apicomplexa; Aconoidasida; Piroplasmida; Babesiidae. The transcript has a single exon. The record is from RefSeq and is a predicted model, not a curated record.